Arabis nemorensis is the source of this 198-nucleotide messenger RNA. The record is from the annotation of a GenBank genome assembly. Lineage: Eukaryota; Viridiplantae; Streptophyta; Magnoliopsida; Brassicales; Brassicaceae.
AUGGUGAAGGUGAUGUGGGUUUCCGUUUUAGCCCUCGUGGCGGCGAUUCUCUUGGUAUUGGUGGCCGAAAUCCCGGUGGUGGAAGGAGUGACAUGCUCCCCGGCGGAGCUGGCUCCAUGUGCACCGGCUAUGACGUCAUCAUCGCCACCUUCGGCUUCGUGCUGCGCCAAGUCUUUGUGGGUACAUGAGGAACCCUAG